Messenger RNA from Pyricularia oryzae 70-15, 1557 nucleotides. RefSeq names its product enoyl Coenzyme A hydratase domain containing 3. Gene Ontology annotation, molecular function: hydro-lyase activity. The coding region runs from base 265 to 1179 and encodes 304 amino acids. NCBI's taxonomy places the organism in Eukaryota, Fungi, Ascomycota, Sordariomycetes, Magnaporthales, Pyriculariaceae. The record is from RefSeq and is a predicted model, not a curated record. The transcript has a single exon. Gene Ontology annotation, cellular component: mitochondrion.
GUUCAUCAACUCCAACACUGCAAUCUGUCUCAAAUCGGUCAUAAAAUACACAUAACACUACAUUGCAGCUUGACGGGCUGAUGCAAUGUAUUUUUCUUGAUAAAGAAGCGACAAUUUGCCGAAACAAACGUCCAACAAUCAUCACUGCAAGCUAUUUCAACCUUGAAAGCACCAAGCUGAUUGUUGGGUCAGGAGACAGCCAUCAUCACAAUCACAGUACACGAAUCUACAAGCCUUGACCAAACAAUCGCCAGCAACGUCAAGAUGCAUCUCCCUAAGCUUCCACCCAAGGCAGCCUACCUACUUAUCGACAACCCAGCCCGACGCAAUGCUCUCAGCCUGGCAACGCUGCAGUCCCUCCGCUCCCAAUUGACGGCGCACCUCACCCCGCCCAAGACGAGCCGACCGCUCUCCCUACCACCCUUCCAACCAUCCCUUCUCGCAACCCUCCAAACAGCCACCGACAAAGAUUCCGACCCGCACGGCUGGCUCGUCAACACGGCAGACUGGACCAGCGGCGGUCUCCCGUCUGUCAUCGUGCUCCGCCCCUCCACCGCCGGCAAGGUGUUUAGCUCAGGCCACGACCUGGGCGAGCUGGCAUCGCUAAGCCCGGCCGACGUCAAUCAAACAUUCGCCCUCUGCGCGGACCUCAUGUCCCUGAUCCGCCACAGCCCCGUCCCCAUCGUCGCCGCCGUCGACGGCCUCGCCACCGCCGCCGGCUGCCAGCUCGCCCUGACCGCCGACGUGACCAUCGCCUCGGCCCGCUCCGCCUUCCAGCUCCCCGGCGCCGCGCUGGGCCUGCCCUGCACGUCUCCCGCCGUCGCUCUCGCCCGACGCCUGCCGCCGGGCCUCGUCCAGCGCAUGCUGUACACGGGCGAGCCCGUCCCGGCCGCGGAGCUGGGCGGUGUCGGCGCGGUGGAGGUCGUGCCGGGCGACGAGUCCGCGUUCGAGGAGCGGCUGGCGUCCGUCGUGGCCGGCAUGGCGGCGCAGGCGGCGCAGCCCAGGGCGCUGGCCAAGUGGGCGUACUGGACGCAGGUCGGCAUGCGCGAGCGCGGGGACGGGCUCGAGGACGCGCUGCGGUGGGCGGGCGAGGUCAUGGCGCUGCACGCCAGGGCAGGCGAUGCGAGGGAGGGCAUGGCGGCGUUCUUGGGCAAGAGGAAGCCCGUCUGGAAGACGUAGUGAGCAUUUGGGGGGUUGAUUGAGGCCUGCUAUGUAACCUUGGGAAAAUGUGGAAAAAGAAACAAAGGAGAAAACGCCCCCAGAGGUGCAAUCACGAGCGCUCAAGCUCCCAAGAAAAUAAAGAGGCAGGGAAAUAUCGUGUUCUUCAGCUCGUAUGCUGGGCUUUCAAUCUGUGCGCAUUGAUGCGAAACUGUGCCCAGAGCAAAUGGGUCGAUUCGAGGCCGAGCCCAGCCAAUGAACAAGCAAUGGAGGAACACGAGAAUCAUUGUGCCGGCUCUGACUUGGCCUUGGUCCAAUAUAAGAACCACAUCGCCAAUCGUUGUUGCUGCUCAUAGGUAAGUAUUUAGUCUAGAUCAUAAAACGCUCUCUUGUGUUCGG